Molecule: messenger RNA, 1433 nt
Organism: Penaeus vannamei (Pacific white shrimp)
Lineage: Eukaryota; Metazoa; Arthropoda; Malacostraca; Decapoda; Penaeidae
Source: RefSeq, a predicted model, not a curated record
AAAGCAUAUUCACUUUGUAUCAGUAGCCAAUGCAAGAUUGAGUCUUAUGUGUCUAAUACGUUUACGAACGUGGUGCUAGCUUUUUAGAGGGACACUCCACAGCUGUCAUUGCGUUUUUAAGCUGACAGGAAGAUGCAGCUGAACAUUUGCAAUAAAUCUCUCUUGGCGUAGUAAUCGGACACAUAGUAGUAGGGAGGCGUGGCAUCGAAACGAAACCGGCGAAUCCCUUAGACAUCAGAUUUCUCGACUAGUCUGACCCCUUGCUACCCGCCUGUCCCUAGUGGUUCGCUGUAACUGACAAGGAUUAGAGGUCUGACUGAAGUACUCCUGGGACUAACGUCAAAAUGUCGACCGCUACCAAGCUUGCUGUGUUGAGUGUGUCCGACAAGACCGGCCUCGUGGACCUCGCCAAGGGCCUCGCCGCCGCCGGUCUCUCCCUCGUCGCUUCGGGCGGGACGGCGACGAAGCUGAGGGAGGCGGGCUUGGAGGUCUCUGAUGUAGCAACAGUGACAGGUGCAGCCGAGAUGCUUGGUGGGCGUGUGAAAACCCUUCAUCCAACUAUUCAUGGUGGAAUUCUGGCUAGGGAUAUACCCUCUGACCUGGCUGACCUCACAGAGAGAAACAUCAGCCCCAUUCAAGUUGUAGUAUGUAAUUUGUACCCCUUCGUGAAGACAGUGGCUAAGGAGGGUGUCACAGUAGAGGAUGCUGUUGAGAAUAUUGAUAUUGGAGGUGUAACACUCUUGAGGGCUGCUGCCAAGAACCACAGCCGCGUAACAGUGCUCUGUGAUCCGGAAGAUUAUGGGAAAGUCUUAGCAGAAUUCAAGACUGGCAACACAGAUAUAACCACAAGGCAGCAACUAGCUUUAAAGGCAUUCACACACACUGCCCAAUAUGAUGACGCUAUCAGUGACUACUUUCGCAAGACCUACUCUAAGGGGAUGGCACAUCUGCCCCUUCGUUAUGGCAUGAACCCUCAUCAGAAGCCAGCUCAGGUUUAUACUCAAGGACCAAAGCUUCCUAUCACAGUUGUAAAUGGCUCACCUGGUUUUAUUAACUUGUGUGAUGCUCUUAAUGCAUGGCAACUAGUGCGAGAACUCCGUGCCGCUUUAGAUCUCCCUGCAGCAGCAUCUUUCAAACAUGUUUCACCUGCUGGAGCAGCCGUUGCCACACCCCUAACUGAGGAUGAGGCAAAAGUGUGUAUGGUGGAAGAUCUAGGUCCCCUCACUCCAUUAGCCAUUGCCUAUGCCAGAGCACGAGGAGCAGAUCGAAUGUCUUCCUUUGGAGACUUUGUGGCUCUGUCAGAUGAAUGUGAUGCUCUUACAGCAAGAAUCAUCUCUAGGGAGGUCUCUGAUGGAGUGAUUGCACCAUCAUACUCACCAGAAGCCUUGGAGCUUCUCAAGAAGAAGAAAGGGGGAAACUACUGUGUGUUGCAG